CAGCAGGGCCGCGAUGUAGGCGGAACGUUGCGGAACAACAUCGCGCUCAGCAAAUUCGCAGCCGCCGCUGGUUUCUUCCUCGUGCCCCUGCGCAUCCUUGUCAACCCGUUAACUAGUUGGAUGCUGCUGCUGCCGAUGGGCAGACUGUACAGGACCACGUCAGCGGCUUUGCGGAAGCGGAUGAGCAACCCCAAUGCCGGCAAGGACAUGCUCUCGCACUGGCUUCGCGCUUCCGAAGUAUCAGGGACACUGAGCGUACGGGAGAUCGAGGCGCAGGCGAAUGUGAAUGUGGGCGCAGGGGCGGAGCCCGUUUCCACUGCUAUUCAGAGCGUUGUGUAUCACAUGAUCAGGCAUCCCAAGGCUUGGUCGAUGGCCCGCGACGAGAUCGAUGCGGCUCGUGCCCAAGGGCGCUGCCAACAUCGCGUUGUUUCGUCGCACGACGCCCAGAGCCUGCCUUAUGUACAAGCUUGCGUAAAGGAGUCGCUGCGCUUGUUUAGCCCAACGACCAUGGGCUUGCCUCGUAAGGCCCCGAAGGGCGGCAUCACUAUCGCAGGCCGACACUUCGCAGAGGGCACCACUCUCAGUGUUUCUUCGCAGCAGGUUUGCGCGCUUGCAGUGCACUUAUCGACGGACAUCUGGGGAGCUGAUGCUCACCAAUGGCACCCGGAACGCUGGAUGUCUGGCUAUACAAAGGAGUUGGGGGAAUACUGGUUGGUGUUUUCCGCUGGGUUUUUGACGUGCCCGGGACGUCACCUUGCGCUGAUACAGGUCUCUAAAGUGGUAGCUUCUCUAAUCCACUGCUACGACAUCCGUCAGGUGGAUCCGGACAGCGUGUGGAGGUACCAGGCUAACUUCACCGCGCUGACACACUCGUGGCCGGUAAUGGUG
Emericellopsis atlantica is the source of this 888-nucleotide messenger RNA. Its product is annotated as cytochrome P450. Lineage: Eukaryota; Fungi; Ascomycota; Sordariomycetes; Hypocreales; Bionectriaceae. The annotation marks the transcript as partial. The record is from RefSeq and is a predicted model, not a curated record. The transcript is spliced from 4 exons. Gene Ontology annotation, molecular function: monooxygenase activity; heme binding; iron ion binding.